GUCAAUCUUUGGAGGUGGGAAAUAGCAUAUUAUACAGCCACUGUGUUUGAUUGAGCCUUCCGAGUGCCGGGGUAGUGACUGCCGACCAUUGCACCACACUCGUCUUCUCCGGCCAUUUCUCUAUAGACCGAAAGCAGGAGCUAAGAAGCAGUCUGUCUUUGCCGGCAUUCUCGGAGGUCGCGGACUUAAGAGAGCGGGCCGAGCCGAAUCGCGGUCCUCCAACAAUUGAGCAAACCAUCUCGAAGGCAAACAUCAAUUGCAACCAACGUUUUCUGGAGAACGAUUGCGAUUACAGGGUAAAACACCGCGUACGCGUGCCCUCAGAAAGACCCGGCUCAUGCCAUGCCAAUUGCGCCUGCCGCGUCUGUGUGACAGCCGACACACAUAUCACCACACCUUGCGCCAUGCCGUGACAUCUCAAACCGCCCUUCGGCACUUCCAACAAGUGCGCCAUGCAUCAGAUGCUGCGAAAGCAGCUGAGAGAGAGGCUGCCAGAGAAGCCAUCAAAGAAAAAGCGCGACAAGAGCUCUUGAGACGGCUGAACCAAAGUAUCGACCCGAACGACCUGUCAGCCACGCUCGAAGCACACCGAGAGUCGAAUCGCGCCUCAGUCAUACAUCAAGUACCAACUCACAAAUCCGACCCUGAGGUAUGGCGGCCGAACUUUCUGAACCGAGCCCCUUAUCGAAGUGGAGCUCCAAGACCAUACGAAUAUAGGGUCACACGAGAUAUUCAGGAAAGAGAUGGGUCGAAACAAGACACUCUGGCAGAGUUCUCCGAGACAGUGGCCAAGACAACCAACGAGGACGAUGCAUAUCAAUUGAAGAAGAUGAAAGAUGCAGCACUGCUUGUGCGAGAACAGCGUGCUGCUGCCGACGCUGAGCUGCGAAAUGGCCAGAACUACACGCGCUGGACCAAGUUCCUGCACGAACACGAAAAGCCGCUGAUGGCAGAGAUACCUGAGUACGAUCCCAAAGACCGCCAAACAUUCUUCGAUCUGAUACGAAGAGUCUAUCAUAUCAUCGUCCGGGAGCAGAAGAAAGCCAAGACCUUGGGCGUUCUCAAGGGCCCUGGUAUUCUUAAGGGCAUGGCCAGUCCUUUGCUGUUGCUUUACUCUAGUGUUUUUAGACCUCUGAUGAGCCUCAAAGGCGGCAACGACCCCGAGCCCUGGAACCGCCGACCGAAGAACAAAGGAUACUCUCACAGGGAGUGGUUUGACCUUGAGAUCACCAAGUUUGCCGAAUGGAUGCAAUUGACUACCUCAGAGAAGGCCGCAAGAGCAAAACUGACAGAGACGCUGCUCGAGUUGGUCCCAAGAGCGGCUCCAGACACGGGAGCCGAGCCAUUCGGUUCCCAAGUGACCGGCCUCACAAUGCCAAAUUCGGACAUUGACAUUCGAAUCUACGAACCAAACUUCAACGCUCCGCGCCAGCAAGAUCAAGAAUUUGCCGACAAGGAGGAGAAGCAUGCCUGGCAAGCUCAACAGAGAGCCGAAAAGAAGGCGAGAAUGAUUGCUCACCUCAGCAAGGUCCAAUCUCACCUCGAAAAACACCCAGAUUUCGACCAAAUCGAAAUAACAGAAUCAUAUUACCCCCUGGUCAAAGCCGUUCACUUGCCCACAAGGCUAAAAGUCCAAGUGGUCGCCACAAAACCCAGCGACUCGUCCAGAGAAGCCAUCAAGUCUUACCUUGAGGAGUUGCCCCACCUAAAACCACUCUUCCUUCUCAUGAAGACCACAUUAAAUCUACGCGGUCUUUCUGACCCCUGGCACGGUGGUUUCGGCUCUUACUCAUUAUUCAUGAUGUGCGUAGUCGCCUUGAAAUCCGCCCCUCUCGAACCCGUCAAGCAAAAACCCUUCAACAGUAUAUCAGACGAUUUCCUGUAUAUCCUCAAAUUCUGGAGUCGCUUCGACACCUCAAAAAAACUCUUGACGAUCGAGCCAUUGGGGUCAUGUCAGAAAAAGCUAUGGGCCACUAAGGAGGAAAUCGAGGCCAGCAAGACUGAUUUUGCCCUAUCAGCACGCCUCCGCCUCGCAAAACCAGUCGCCUACAAACCAUACCUCCUCGCCCUCCAAGAUCCCGCAGACCCGAUAAACGACCUCGGCCGCUCCGGCAUGGCAAUCUCCGACCUCCAAAAGACACUCAGAAAACUACAUCGUGAUUUAAUAGAGAGUUUGGAGGAUCCGGCUCGCAAAAAGAAUCCGAGUGCGUUGUUGAAGGGGGUGGUGGGUAGGUGUGAUAGGUUUUUCGAUGAGAUGAGGAUACCGGUUGAUUUGUGGGGGGAGCAGUUUGUGGUGGAGGAGGAGGGGGUGGAUGGGGAGGGGAGGGAAGAAGGGAACGGGGAAGUGGAGAUGGAGGAUGGUGGUGGUGAGGGUGCGCUUUCGUGAGGAAAGAGGUUGCUAUAUGUAAAUGAUAAGAGGAUACAACAUGCUUGUACAUUGUAAGAUAUGAAAAUGGAAGCAGCAAGAUGUCACCAAAUCAAGAACAUCCAAUAUACAUGCACAUGUAGAACAAGGACAAGGAAAACAGCAGGAUGGUCGUUAUCAUGUGGAUUUCCGUAUGUUGUGUUUUACCAGGUCUAUCUGACUCUCUGAAAGUGAAACCGAUGCGCCAGAACGCUCCAUCGUUGUGUGUCUGGCAGUAAAAAGCAAGGCUAAGCCGAGUUGUGCAUACGUGAUGAGGCAAUGGGCUUUUUUGCGUUGCGUGUGAGCGAGCGGUAGCUAGCAGAUGCUCUCCACUGAGAGCUCCAACCGAUGAUUAC
Molecule: messenger RNA, 2760 nt
Organism: Aureobasidium pullulans EXF-150
Lineage: Eukaryota; Fungi; Ascomycota; Dothideomycetes; Dothideales; Saccotheciaceae
Exons: 2
Coding region: 338-2386 (682 amino acids)
Biological process (GO): RNA 3'-end processing
Cellular component (GO): TRAMP complex; nucleolus
Molecular function (GO): poly(A) RNA polymerase activity; mRNA binding
Source: RefSeq, a predicted model, not a curated record